Ruditapes philippinarum (Manila clam) is the source of this 1172-nucleotide messenger RNA. RefSeq lists its product as uncharacterized. The record is from RefSeq and is a predicted model, not a curated record. The transcript has 2 exons. The coding region runs from base 491 to 1111 and encodes 206 amino acids. NCBI's taxonomy places the organism in Eukaryota, Metazoa, Mollusca, Bivalvia, Venerida, Veneridae.
GUUCAUGGACGACAGUAAAGAGUGCAAGCGAAAUUGAAUUUAAAAAAACACAGGAAACUGGUCAUACUUUCUUCGCGACAUUGUAUAUUACAGUUGCCUAUCGUGAUGAAGAGAUGUUACUGUUCGCCACUAAACGUGUCAGGAACCACUUUUCUUUGAAAACGUAAUAAGAUUUUUUAUGUGUGUCUUAAAAUGAAAUAUGAAACUUUUAAGAUAAUAUCAUUUCACAUGAUUGGAUAUUCAUAUCGGACAUUAAUGGCGAUCAAUCUAUUGGUACCAGGCUGCGUUUGCUGCAACUCCUGCAUGCUAAUUAAUAUUAUUGGAAAAGUUUUAUUGUGUGAGAGACGAGGUUUUAUGGACUGAUUAAUCAACCAUACAAGUUUUCCACAUGCGCUACAUGGGAUAUACGUGCUUUAUUUAGAUCAUGAAAUUGUAUUCAGGCCUUACAACUUUAUCAGUAUUUGAAUGAAAACAUGCUGAUGCUGUCACAAUGAAGCAGCGUGUACUGCAAAUUUCGUGUUCCCAGUUUGACAGGAAUAAUACAUUGAAUAAUACAUUAGUUACAAAUAAAACAACAUCAUUUCCAAUUUUGUUGACUAUUUUACGAGGCUGCCUUUAUAGAAAUAGUUCAUCACUUCAGCUGUUUGUUGACUUAGUUGAGACUGACAAGGAACCUGAAAUAAACAAAGAUUUCGGUGCUCUCAUGUAUAUUGUCACAGUCCUUUUAUUAUAUUCAUGUGGAAUAUUUUUCAUGAUAAUGAAAAAUUUGAAAAGGGAAAAGCAUGAAGUUGACGAGGAACGGACGCUUGAUGACUUCUUUCGAGGAAUACCUGUCAGUGAAAAGGAGCGUGAACAAAUAAAUGUACACCGUAUUGCUAUACAAGCUUUCAAUACAUUAACAUCCAGUAAAUCACAGGAAAUAAGUGGUAUAGAUGAGUUUGAUUAUUAUCAUCAAAAUAAAUCUUACAAUGCCAACGUUCAAUCUUAUGGUGUAGAUACAAUUGAAGAAGAUGAAGAUGAGGAAUAUGAAAGUAAUGAUCUCAUGUAUGAAGAUAAUGACAUCGACAGUGAUAAAGAAAGUGACGCGGAAACAUCUGAUAACAUAGAAUAAACACAGCAUGCCUACACUGUAAAUGUAUGUUCAAGCGGAAUGAAAGAACUUAAACACAAAA